AUGGAAUUACAUGACAACAACAGGCAAGUCUCUUAUUUUUUCCUGUAUCUCUGCAUGUGUGGGGCAAUAUGUGAGACCUUCCACUAUUCAGUGCUUGAGGAAAAGAAAAGUGGGUCUCUGGUGGGAAAUGUGCUAAAGGAUUUGAAAGUGGAUGUAAAGGAGCUCUCUGCUCGCAGGGCCAGGCUGGUUUCUGAAGGCACCAAGCAGUAUUUCCAGCUGGAUCCUCAAUCUGGGGAUGUGCUAUUGAAGGAUAGAAUAGACCGAGAAGCUCUGUGUGGUCAGAAGGACCCUUGCAUCUUAUUCUCAGAGAUUGUGCUAGAAAACCCAUUGCAAGUGCACAGAAUUGAGGUUGAAAUAGAGGACAUGAAUGACAAUUUCCCACAAUUCUCUAAAAAGGAAUUCCUUUUUGAAAUACCUGAGCACAUGCCAACAAAUACCCGAUUCCCAUUAGAGAAAGCCAAAGAUGCAGACAGAGGAGAAAAUGCUGUGCAGAAUUACACGCUUAGUCCUAAUGACCAUUUUAGGUUGGAAGUGCAAAGUCACAGUGAUGGAACCAAAUCUGCACAAUUGGUGUUGGAGAAACAAUUAGACCGGGAAGAGGAAACACGUUUUUUCCUGACUCUGUUGGCUGUUGAUGGAGGGAGUCCAAAGAGAACAAGCACUGCAAAAAUUAUCAUUGAUGUUUUGGAUUCAAAUGAUAAUGUUCCUCAUUUUGAUAAAACUCUGUACAAAGUGAAAAUAAUGGAAAACAGCCAACCAGGCUCACUUGUUGCCAAAGUGGAAGCAUAUGACCAGGAUCUUGGUUCUAAUGCAGAGAUCACUUACUCCUUCAGCCAGGUGCCAGAAGAUGUACAAAGAUUAUUCAAAUUAAAUAAAUUUAAUGGAGAACUUACUAUAGCUGAUGAAAUUGAUUAUGAAAUAAGUAGAGUUUAUGAUGUGAAUAUCAAAGCCACGGAUGCAGGGGGACUCACUGAUUACUGCAAAGUCAUUGUGGAGGUUGAGGACAGGAAUGACAAUGCCCCAGAGGUGACCCUCACAUCCCUUACCAGCCCCUUACCAGAAGAUUCUUCCCCAGAUACUGUAGUGGCGCUUUUCCGUGUUACAGACCGAGACACUGGAGACAACGGCAGAACUUCCUGUACCACUGAGGCAUAUUUACCAUUCGUGUUAAAAGCAUCUGUGAACAAUUAUUACCAGCUGGUGACCCAACAGCUUCUAGACCGAGAAUGCAUCCCAGAGUACAACAUCACCAUCACAGCCACAGACCGGGGCUCUCCUAGGCUCACUUCAACAAGAAUAAUUAACGUUCAGAUCUCCGAUGUCAAUGACAAUGCUCCAGAAUUUGAGAAGUCAACAUAUAAAAUGCAGUUACGGGAAAACAAUAUUCCAGGUCUGCUGAUAGGUUUGGUUCAAGCCAAGGACCCGGACACAGAGCAGAAUGCCAAAGUGACCUAUUUACUUUUGCCUGGGAAAGUCAACGAUCAACCUGUGUCCUCUUACGUCUCCAUCAACUCUGAAACUGGGAAUCUGUAUGCCCUCCGAUCUCUGGACUAUGAGCAGAUAAAAGAUUUUCAGGUGACUGUAAGGGCUGUGGACAGCGGUUCUCCUCCCCUGAGCUCCCAAGUUAUGGUCCAAGUUGUCAUUGUGGAUGAAAAUGAUAAUGCCCCGUUCAUCCUGUACCCUCUUCAGAACGGCACUUCCCCGUCCAAUGACCUGGUUCCUAGGGGGGCCGAGGCUGGCUACCUGGUCACCAAGGUGGUGGCCGUGGACAGAGAUUCCGGUCAGAACUCUUGGCUUUCCUAUGAGCUCCUGAAAGCCACAGAACCAGGUCUGUUCAGUGUCGGGGCCCAGAAUGGAGAAGUGAAAACCAUGAGAUCCAUUAAUAAACGAGACACGUUCAAACAGAAACUUAUCAUUGGAGUGAGUGACAAUGGGCAUCCUCCCCAGUCCACCUCUGCAACACUAAGCAUUCUGCUAGUGGAUGGCUUCUCUGACCCUUAUAUGAAAAUAGUAGAUAUCCCAAAGGAGGAAGUGGUGGAGGAGGAAGACCGUACCCUGACUAUGUAUCUGGUCAUAUGCUUGGCUGUUAUCUCCUUCAUUUUUCUUGUUUCUGUGUUGGUGUUUAUUGCCAUCAAGAUUCAGAAAAGGAGGAAGUUCAUAGAGAGCUCAGCCCUGAAUUUCCCAGUGGGACCAAACUUCCCAGAGAACUGUGGAAAUGCUGAUGCUGGAUCCCUUUCCCGGGCUUACAACUAUGAGGUGUGUUUAGCUGGUGGGUCCCUGAACAGUGAGUUCAGGUUUCUCAGGCCCUUCUUUCCUGUCUUCUCUGUGGAGCCUGCUCAGUCCCAGGAGGUUCAAAGGAUUUCAUCUGGUUCCCAAGAUCUUUCCAGUCAUCCAGCAGAAAGUCAACUUGUAUAUCAGGUGACAGCAUAA
Molecule: messenger RNA, 2430 nt
Organism: Euleptes europaea (tarantolino)
Lineage: Eukaryota; Metazoa; Chordata; Lepidosauria; Squamata; Sphaerodactylidae
Product: protocadherin beta-16-like
Exons: 1
Coding region: 1-2430 (809 amino acids)
Biological process (GO): homophilic cell-cell adhesion
Cellular component (GO): plasma membrane
Molecular function (GO): calcium ion binding
Source: RefSeq, a predicted model, not a curated record